Molecule: messenger RNA, 1315 nt
Organism: Neurospora crassa OR74A
Lineage: Eukaryota; Fungi; Ascomycota; Sordariomycetes; Sordariales; Sordariaceae
Exons: 1
Coding region: 219-1169 (316 amino acids)
Source: RefSeq, a predicted model, not a curated record
CAAUACUCUUUGUACUUGUGUAUCACUUGUUCACCCCGGCGUCCAAGAUCUUUUACCACCGGGGCGGCAUCGUCAUAGCGGCAAUCAUACCCCACAGCUACGGCGAACCACUUUCAACCAAAUCCGGGCUCGUCACUUUCUUUUUAAUUUUUGUAAAAGUUACUAGCAACAGCAAACAUUUCACCAAACUUCACCAGCAUCAACCUGCCGAGCCUACCAUGUGGCCGUCAAACCCUAAUAUCAAAGUCAUGCCCCAGGGUGCGGCGCCUUCGUCCCCACCAUUGUCCCCGGGCUCGAGCCGGAAGGGCAGUCCUUGGCACGGGCCAAUGCCGCCACAGUUUUCCCCUCCACCAAUGCCGUCCAUCGCCGUACUCCGGCCAGACGGCCUCUACGGCCCAAGCUUUAGUUUCGCCCGAGCAAUAGACCCCGAUCAGCUUUCACCACAGUCUCGCACCACCUCGUCGGCAACUUCCUCUGAUUCAGACGACGAUCCGGGUCCAGAUAGUCUUCCGCGAUCCAUGCAGUCGUCGCCGUCGCCGUCACAAUCGACGUUCCCACCAUCAGCUCGCCCGGGACGCAUUGUGACAAAUCCCAACCUCAUUAUUGAGGAGAUGAGCGACGGCAGCGAUAAUGAUCAUGACAACGCCGAGGUUCCUGUAAUCUAUCCGGAUGCCAUUGAGUAUGCCGAAUCGGAACGAAGUCGGUCUCGGUCCCGACGUCAUCGAGAGGUUGACGAAAGCGUCAUGUACAACCUCGGACAGCUGAACUGCAGUGACGAUUCAGACUCGGCCGACAUGGAAGAGGCCGAACACCGCGAGAUCCUGAGGCGGCAGCGAGAGGAGCGGAGACGCAAGCGGAUGACCUCGGGCAGCAUUGGCAAGCGAACCUUCAGCGAGAGCAUCGGAAGCGACUCAGACCGCGAUGACCCUCGAGAAUGCAAACGGUUCUUCAGUGCGGAGGAUUUUGGGUCUUCCUGCGCACGCCGUAUCUACCGGAGAGUCGGUGACCGCCGCCGCAGCAGCGUGCAAGUCUCGGAUCCGCUGCCGCCGCCGAGGAUCGACGAGAUCGAGGAGCCAGAAUCAAGCAAUGAGGAGAUCCUCUGUGAUCAAUCGAUGCGAUCUAGGGAAGCCCCCCACUACGAAUGUGUUAUGGAGAUCGAUUCGCCUUGAUCAAUGGGAUAACGACAGAAUUCUCAUUUGUGGGCUUGAAAAGACAGCGGCUCUCAGUCACAGCACAUCACGACAUGCAUCAACUGAAGACCGCUUUGAUGACUAGAUGACAACAACGAACUAAUGAACAUGGUAUAGAGAGAAGC